GUAAAGAAACUACGUGUGUGACGCAUCGUUUUUAUUACUAUGUCGGUGGGAAAACUGGAACACUUCGACCUUGGCAAGGACGAUUGGAAUUUGUAUGUGGAUCGGUUGGAACAGUAUUUUAUUGUUAACGAUGUGAAACCGGCGAUACGAGUAGCGACACUGAUAACGGUGAUCGGAAGUGACGCGUACGAACUGAUGGUGAAUUUAUGUACACCAGUCAAACCAUCUGCGAAAAGCUAUGAAGAGCUGGUGGAUGUUAUGCGACGCCAUCUUCAACCAAAACCGAGUGUAUUGGCGGAGCGGUUCAAAUUCAGACAAAGAGUGCAACGUCAUAAUGAGUCCGUGGCGGAAUAUGCGGCGGCAUUAAAGAAAUUGACGAAACAUUGCGGUUUUUGUUCGGAAACAUUAUUGGAUAAUUUGAGGGAUCAAUUUGUAUGUGGUAUUAACAGUGACUGUAUCCGUCAAAGAAUGUUUGCGGAGGAUAAUAUAACGUUCGAUUCGGCGUUUAAACUCGCGGUGACAAUGGAAGCUGCAGAGGCGGAUGCAGCCUUGGUAGAAGGUCGUACCAGGAGAUUAGGUGACGGCGUAUCAGAGGCGGAGGAAUCUAUAAACCAGAUUACGUCCAGGAGAAGAAGCACAGGGAAACAUCUACAAAAAUAUAUGAACGUAGGAACGCGAGAACCGGUUUUAAGCAGUGGUACAAGCCUCACAAGCGGAGCGAUAAUUAGCAGGCGGAGCGAUAAUAAUAUGAAUGACUUCGCACGACAAAAGAAGGGAACGACUUUUAAACAAGUGUGUGACGUUUGUGGUGCAAAUCAUCAAGUAAAUCGGUGUAAAUUUAGACUUUAUAUAUGUCGAGUUUGCAACGAACAAGGUCAUUUAAAAAAGGUUUGUCCAGUACUACAAAAACAGGUGUCAUUAAACAUCGUAAAAAAUGAUAGUUCCGUAUGCACAGAAAACGAAGGCUCGGGCAGUGAGGAGUUCCAGAUAUUGUGAAGUGUUUUCGGACGGGCUGGGACGAUUCAAUGGUGGAACGGUUGGUUUUCGGCUGCGACCCGACGCGAAGCCGGUGUUCAUGCGCGCACGACCGCUCGCUUACGCACUUCGCGAGCCUGUGGAGCGGGCGCUGGAUCAGCUGGUACGGGAUGGAGUGAUCACGCCGGUUACUACAUCUGACUGGGCUACACCGAUCGUACCGGUAAUGAAAAAGGACGGCACAAUACGCGUAUGUGGUGAUUUUAAAUUAACAUUAAAUAAGUGCUUGGAGGUGGAUCGUUUUCCUUUACCGAGAGUCGAGGAUCUGUUAGUUAAAUUACACGGGGGUAUCAAAUUUACUAAGUUAGAUCUGUCUCAGGCCUAUGCACAACUUGAACUUGAUGAAUCAAAAAAAUACACUGUAAUAAACACUCACAAGGGCUUAUUUAGGUAUAAUAGACUGAUUUAUGGUUUGGCUUCGAGUCCAGGUAUUUUUCAAAGAUUGUUAGAACAACUAUUUUCGGAUAUGCCUCGAGUGGGUGUUUUCCUAGAUGAUGUGAUAAUUACCGGGGAGGACGACCAAUCACAUUUAAAAACACUUCACGAGGUAUUUAAUCGAUUACAAAAAUAUGGUUUAAAAAUUAAAAAAGAUAAGUGUACGUUCUUUGCCGACUCUGUUACAUAUUUAGGCUUUGUAAUUAGUAAAGAAGGGGUUCAUACAUGCCCAAAUAAGAUUGAAGCAAUUCAGAAGGUUCGCAUACCGAAUAAUGUAUCCGAAUUGCGCUCAUUUUUAGGAUUAGUUAUGUAUUACGCUAGAUUUGUUCCAAACAUUAGUACAAUUUUAGCACCAUUGUAUAUUUUAUUAAAAAAGGAAAAAAAAUAUGAAUGGAAUACAGAAAGUAAUAUAGCUUUUAAUAAGGUUAAGCAAUUGUUAACAUCUAGUGAAAUUUUAGCACAUUAUUCACCUGACUUACCCUUAAUUCUAACAACUGUCGCUAGUAGUUAUGGAGUAGGGGCUGUAAUUUCACAUAUAACCGCUAAAGGGGAGCGACCUAUAGCUUAUGCGUCUCGGGUACUUAAUGCUGCUGAGAAAUCGUAUGCUCAAAUAGAAAAGGAAGCUUUAGCUAUUAUUUAUGGCAUUAAAAAAUUUCACACGUACUUAUACGGAAGGAAAUUUACGUUACGCACGGAUCAUAAACCGUUGGUAGCUAUUUUCGGUGAUAAACAUGGUAUCCCUACAAUGGCGGCUAGCAGAAUGCAACGGUGGGCCGUUAUUUUAGCUGGUUAUAAUUAUAAUAUUGAAUACGUUCAAAGUAAUAAGAACGCGGCCGAUGCUUUAUCUAGAUUUCCAACGGGAGAAGGGAAACUACAAGUAGAGGAGAAAACUUACGUUAAUUUCAUACAAAAUUUUUUACCUAUAACACGGAAGACAGUAGUAGAACAUCAGAAUAAGGAUAACAUACUUAAGAAAGUAAUUUUAUACUUACAAUCCGGGUGGUCCAAGGCGUGCGACGAUGAAGAUCUUAAGCCAUAUUUUGUACGUCGUAAUGAAUUGUAUUUAGAUGCGGGGUGUAUAAUUUGGGGAUACCGCUUAGUAAUACCUAAAUCAUUAACAUCUGAGUUGCUAAAGGAAAUACACGUUGGUCAUUUAGGUAUAGUAAAGAUGAAGAGCAUUGCACGUAGUUACGUUUGGUGGCCCGGUAUCGACGCCGACAUUGAACGCACUUGUAAUGAGUGUGUUACGUGUGCGAUGGAAAACGCAGCACCAGCGAAA
This is a messenger RNA of Nymphalis io (European peacock), 2749 nucleotides long. RefSeq lists its product as uncharacterized. The transcript has 2 exons. Lineage: Eukaryota; Metazoa; Arthropoda; Insecta; Lepidoptera; Nymphalidae. The record is from RefSeq and is a predicted model, not a curated record. The coding region runs from base 40 to 996 and encodes 318 amino acids.